Messenger RNA from Seriola aureovittata, 2143 nucleotides. Its product is annotated as germ cell-specific gene 1-like protein. Gene Ontology annotation, cellular component: plasma membrane. Lineage: Eukaryota; Metazoa; Chordata; Actinopteri; Carangiformes; Carangidae. Bases 6 to 926 code for a protein of 306 amino acids. The record is from RefSeq and is a predicted model, not a curated record. The transcript is spliced from 5 exons.
CGACCAUGAGGCUAGAGCACGGGCACCGGGCUUCUCUGGCGCUCACCCUCAACUUUGUGGCGUUUGCUUUUGCCUUAUCAGCGGUGACCACCAACUACUGGUGCGAGGGGACCAGGAAGGUGGCCAAACCCUUCUGCACAGGACCGCCUGUGAAAGUGAAGCAGUGGUUCUGCAUCCGCUUCAACAGCUCCAACAUCAAUGACACCCGGCUGGUGCAGUACAUCUUCGAGACCGGAGAGGAGAAGUUUCUGUUGAGGAAGUUCCACACGGGCAUAUUUUUCUCCUGUGAGCAGGCCGUUGACAUGAACGGGUUUGACUGUCGAGACUUCUCAGAGAUCGCACCAGAGCAUGAAAGAGGGGUCCUGUGGUUGUGUAUCGUGGCUGAGAGUCUUUACCUCACCCUGCUCUUCACAGGGGGGGCUCUGAUGACUCUGGAGCAGUGUCCCUGCUUCAGUAUCAUGAACAAACUGAAGCUCAGUGCCUUCGCUGCCUUGUGCACUGCCCUGUCAGGCCUUUGUGGGAUGGUGGCCCACAUGAUGUUUACCACCAUAUUCCAGCUGGCUGUCGCUAUGGGACCAGAAGACUGGAGGCCCAAGACCUGGGAUUACAGCUGGUCUUAUGUCUUAGCGUGGGGCUCUUUUGGCACCUGCAUGGGUUCUGCGGUGACAGCUCUGAACAGGUACACGAAGACAAUCAUAGAGUUUAAAUACAAGCGGCGGAACAUCGAGAAGAGCCUGAUGAUCAAGCAGAAGAUGAUGGAGCUGGACUUUCCCGAGCAGGUGUGGGACAUGUACCUGACGGCUGUGCCCACUGACGCAGAGGCACCGCUAGAACUGCCGGUGAACGGCCACAAGCCCUCCACAGGAACCACGUACGUGGUGGAAAUGGACAAUGUACCAGAACAACAAGGAGAGGCAUACUGCUGAAGAUGGAGUCAUGAUCCCUGUCCCUGUGCCCCACUGGCUGAUUUCCUGGACCUAGAUUGACUCUUGUUCUAGGAUUUAAAUUUCUAAUUCAGGACAGUGUUUGUUUGUUUUGUGCCACACAUCAAAUGUGUGUCUGGGACGCCAGACCUCAGAAUCUUUUUUUGGAAAUAAUGUAACAUGGUCUGCUUUGACCCAACAUGCUUUUCAUCAAAUCUUUCCAUGCGAUAUUGUCUGUUGGAGGAAGGGAGGAGGGAUCCCACCGUAUUCACACUAAGCUGUGACCGUGUGCAGCGGCAGCUCGGAUCCUUCAUCUCUGUCUCAGACGUUUGGCCUUUUUAACCCAAGUUAUAGAUAAAAUGUUACUUGUCUGUUGCUGUCGGUUGCUUGUCGGUCACCUGCUCAGUGGGAGGGACAACGGUCGGCCCGAAGCAUCAGGGGCCCGCUGGAUCAAAGUCUCUGGUUAAGGUGACUUAGUAUGUCUUGUUGGAAACACAAAUGACCACAAAGAGACACAAAACAGCCACAAGGAGACGCAAAGUGACUAGAAACAUUGCAAGCGACUGUUUUAUGUCUUUCAGUCUAGAGGUCGGUCUGUAGGGUUGGGGGGGUGGGGGUGGGAGGGGGCGGUCAUUCAACAUGUUUCUGUCUGAGGCCCUGUUGUUGUUGUUGUUGUUGUCUCAAAAAAGAACAUUUCAUUUGUCCAGAGCACCACUGUAAGUAUUAUACUGUUAUUCAGGGACAGAUGUGUGUGUGUGUGUUUGUGCUCGGUUCGUCACACAGCUCGUAUUGGGCUGAGAAGAUCAGCCAGGACUCGUUGCUCUGUAAAUGAAAAUUUACGGUACGUGCAUAUACAAGUCAAUCUUAAUUCACAGUUUUGAUGGUGCUCACUGGGAAUAUCAACAAAAUGCACCAUUUGUAUCCGGGCUUCGGUUCUGUCGCUGAUUGUUUAGAAUCUACUUUGUAUUCAAAUUUAAAUCAGGAAUUUGCUUUUCCUGUUUCCUCAUUUUUCUUGAAACAGCUGUCGUCUUUGAUGGUCACAGCUCUAACGACUUAUCUGAUGUUUUAAUGGAUGGUGAACAUUUUCUCAUUCGAGAUAUAAAUCAAACGUUGAUAGCACCAGGCCAAAUGUCUUUAAUGGAGUAAGACUGACAUCUGUUGGAACGAAACUAUAUGAUACAUCUUGGAUGGAAUGGAUUGGAAUGGAUGGUGUAUCACUU